Cyphellophora europaea CBS 101466 is the source of this 1449-nucleotide messenger RNA. RefSeq lists its product as uncharacterized. The transcript has a single exon. Gene Ontology annotation, molecular function: transmembrane transporter activity. Gene Ontology annotation, biological process: transmembrane transport. The record is from RefSeq and is a predicted model, not a curated record. Lineage: Eukaryota; Fungi; Ascomycota; Eurotiomycetes; Chaetothyriales; Cyphellophoraceae. The coding region runs from base 1 to 1449 and encodes 482 amino acids.
AUGGUCGACAACAGCAAACCCCCAAUCGGGCUACGAUGGCGGUCCAACACCAUCUUCAUCCUCGCGACGAUUAGCAUCGGGCUUUUCACAGAUCUUUUCCUUUAUGGCUUGAUCGUGCCCGUCAUGCCCUUUAUCCUGCGAGACCGCGUCGGCGUGCCCCCGGAAUACAUCCAGUCAUAUGUCUCUGGCAUGCUCGCCGCUUUUGCCGGCAGCAGCUUCAUCUUCUCCGUGCCGGCGGGAUGGGUCGCGGACAGGAUGAAUGCGAGACAGGUCCCGUAUCUGGCGGGGUUGGCGGCGCUGUUGGGCGCGACGGUGCUGUUGGCCGUGGGGCGCUCGGUGGCGGUUCUCGUCUUCGCACGGGUCCUGCAGGGUUUGAGUGGCGCGGUGGUUUGGUCGGUCGGGCUGGCGAUGGUGAUGGAGACGGUGGGACCUUCGAACAUGGGGAAAGCUGUUGGGACGAUCUUUCCCUUCAUUUCAGUGGGCGAGCUGGCUGCACCUGUCCUCGGUGGCGUAUUGUACGAAAAGACGGGAUAUACUGGGAUUUUCAUGCUUGCGUCGGCGUUCUUGGCUGUCGACUUUGUCUUGCGGUUGCUCGUGAUUGAGAAGAAAGUCGCGGCGCGCUACGAGGACUCCCAAGAGGAGGCUGUGCGCACUGCAGAAAAUCAGGGUGAGCAUAGAGCUGGAGAGGAAGAAGAGGGCGAUGAGGCAGGCGAGGAGGAUUCACUGUUGCAAAAGGAAACGCAGGAACGAUAUAUCAUUCCUGACGGUCAGAACAGGAUUGUUCGAGCGGCACCCAUUCUCUACUGUCUAUCGGAUCCACGACUGCUGGUGGCAUUUUUCCUCAGCUUUGUGCAGGCUGCCUUGCUGGGGACAUUCGAUGCGACAAUACCUACCGAAGCCGACAAGCUCUUUCACUUCGACUCACUCAAGGUCGGCCUACUCUUCGUACCGGAAAUUCUCCCUUCCCUCGUCCUCGGUCCAGUUGCUGGAUGGUCAGUCGACCGCUAUGGCACCAAGCCGGCAUCGGUUUUGGGCUGCGCUUAUCUCGUCCCGGCACUCGCCCUGCUGCGACUCCCCUCAGAUGGGGUCGUCAAAGACCCACAUCAGGACGUCAUUUUGUACUGUGGGCUGCUAGCGGUGGUGGGCGCCGGCGUGGCGAUUAUUGGGUCGCCGCCACUCGUGGAGGCAGGCCAUGUGGUGCAGAGAUACCACAAGGCGAACCCCGACUUCUUCGGCGAUCAUGGGCCGUAUGCGCAGCUCUACGGUUUCAACUCUUUGGUGUUCUGUGCUGGCUUGACCGUUGGUCCGAUGGUAAGCGGCUCGUUGCGAGACGCAAUCGGGUAUGGGCACAUGAAUGCGGUCCUAGCGGGGCUCCUGCUGGUGACGGCGAUAUUGUCAUUCGUGUACGUGGGCGGAACACCAAAGCUGUUGUCAAAAAAGUGGCGGUAA